GGUGAGGGAUCGUGAGUCCCGACGAGUGAGUGUUUCAAAAAGGGCGCUUUGAAAGGCGUUACGGAAAAAUUCCGUUUGUUGGUUCGGUUAUUGGCUCGCGGUACGUCCUAGCACUGAGGGUAAGGCUGUGGAUGCUCCUACCUUUGUAAGGAGCACGCACAGGAGUCUGCUUUGUUAAAAGAAAAUGAACAUUAAUCGGAGGAGAUGGCCUCGGAGGGAACAGAUGCUGGCUAGUUCUCGAGCCGAUUCCCUUGAUGCUUCUUUGGUCUGCCAAAGGGAUGGCGUGAGCUUUUGGCUCCUUCCCAUUGGCUUUGCUGUGAAGGGUCUUAUUUCAGAAUCUUACCUGUUGUGGGCUUGGCUUCUGUUGAGCUUAUUUCACUUUGUCCCAUUGAGCAGGGCAUCUCUGGGAGCCUACUCAACAUUUAGGCAGCCGUGCUUCUUUUUGAACAAACCCUUCUUUUUAGUUUCCAUAACAAGAUCAAAUUAACCAAUGUGAAAAAAGUAAGUCUAACACGUACACAUACAUUAACAUAUGAAAAUAAGGUGAGCUUUUGGCAGAACAGUUGUUUGUACAAGGAGAGAGACCAACUCCAUCUGUCCAAAAAGCCCAACAGAAAGGGUAAUAACUGUGCAAACACAUUAAGCGUUCACAGUCCAAGUCAGUGCUGCUCUCCUGUUCCUGGGUUUUGAAAAAGAUUUGUCCUUCUGCUUACUGCUGAGAGAGAAUUGUGACCAAGUUAUCCACAAACACUGGAGGCACUCACUUCUUGUUCAAGGAGAGAAAAUGUUCUCACCGUUCUUAAAGCGCUCACUGAAUUCUAAUGGUUAGGGGAACUUAAGGCAAAUGGUGGAGGGAAUGCAGCCUUUCAACUUUGAGGAGAAUUGUUUUCAGUCAUCGUUCAGGGAGGAUUGAAGAAAACCUUGGAGCAAGGAGGCUAACUUAUAAAAAGAUGUGAGGUUAUAGUAGCCCAGGUAUCCCUCAGUGCAGGAGUACAAAUGCUUCAGGAGGUUUGUGGCCAAUAUUACUGCCUCUCAGUACAGCUGAAGAUGACAACAGACACAGGAGGGGAAGCUCUGCUAGUCUGGAUUGUAGUGGCAGGUAUAGCUUUGUGAAGAUAUGAAUGUAAAGGGUAAUCGGGAUGAUAGUGAUUGCCAGCCUGUGAUCCUUAGUCUGUUGUUUCUAUUUCACUGUUUUUGCUUCCUCUAAACAAAGACAGAUUCCAGUAAACUGAUAUAAAGUAGCUCACAGGAGAAGGGAAACAUCUUUGUACCUUGAGAAAGGAAUUAAUAUUAAUCAUUAAUGUCAAGUUUUGGGAAAAUUCUGGUGCGUAUAAACAUUUUGUUAGCAUGUGGGGGGAAAAAAAAAACAGGCUUCCUAUUCAUCUCCAAAGUGGAUUCAUCAAGAACCAAUAUGAUUUCUUCUGCAACAGAAUAACAACUUUUGUAGGGAAGGGAGAAAAGAAGAGCUCAUUGGUACUGGGGAUCUUUAGGAACAGCUUUCAGCAGGUCAGUCUAACUGGGUACAAGAGGAUAGAUGAGAGAAUCUUUAACAGUCCUUUCCGGGCUAUUUUUGUGAUCUUGUGAUUAUAAAUCUUCACCCAAAUCCCACAGAAGUAAUUCAUUAACUGAGUUUUGAGUUAUUUCUUGUAGUGGAUAAAAAUGGAAAGGGAAAUAUUUUCCCCCCAUAUUAAAGGCAUUUGCUGGUUGCCUUGAUGAGUAGCCAAGCAGAAGAACUCUUGCUUAACGUUUGAUGAAGUGCUGGCCACUUCAACAGCCAGCACACCAACCUGUUUUGAUGGAACCAUCCCUUUCUUGACUUCUGAUUGCUCAUACGUUUUUGCCUGGGACCCAUGACGUAUAAGGUUAUUUGUUUAUUCUUCCCCAUGUGCACAUACAGAGUAGUACUUUAACCUCAUUACACAUCUCAGAGAGUUGGAUAAUUACCAGCCUCUCACGACUAGUGCUUUCAUCACUCUUUCCGUUUGUAGUUUUAUAGGUUAACUCUGGCCUAUGGGAACCAUCUACAUCACUGUAAUGUUUAAUAUCUCACAAAGCAGUCUCUCUAAUUCCCUGCCAGGUCCAGGCCUUUGACCUACUUAAGCAGCUAUAGAAACUGUGAUCAACACUGAUCUGAUUUCCUCAGUAUUCAGCCUCAGUUGCAUAUUUUAUGUUAUCUAUUUUACUCUUUGUGGUUUCACAUAUGUCUCGGCUGGACUAGGGUAAGUGAUGUCACCAAGUCCUGUAAUGAAACAGACGUGACUGUGGAAUAUAGGAAGUAAAUUCUUCUCAGAUCUUUGUCAAUAUCUUAUCUUGCCCAAAAUGAAAGCAUUAAUCCUGUGCGUAGUUUAACUCCCAUACAACCCUGAAACACAUGCAGAAAUUGGUCACCUUGUUCCUUUCCUUCUUGUCCUCAUGGAUUUGUUCUUAACAUCUUGUCAGUGCCUCCUGCAGUGAGCACUGUUCUAUUCAUAGGGCUUUACCAUCACUCAGGUACUUACUCUCAAACACAAGCUCUAGAUAACUGCUACAUAUGGGAUCUUGAGGGACAAAUGUGCUCAAAUUCAUCAAGGAAGUCAAUUUGCUUGUGAAUUCUUUGCAUUCAGGGCUGCGCAGUCUCACUCUUCAUAGUCUAGAGAACAUUUGCUCCCCAGCAACUGGUUGGAGGGUGUCAUCUCUGCAUGUGUAUUUGUGAUGGGCUGUUAUGACAAAAGAGCUAAAGGAAACUUUCAGUAAUGUCAUGGUCAAGUAGGCACUCAGCUACCUCUCAACCAGAGCCAGUGUUAUUAUAAAAGCUGCAUUCCCCUUCUUCUGAGCCCCGAUCCCAUGAAGAUAGACUUCUGACUCCAGGAGAAAACCAUUUCCUCAGCUUUUAUUCUCAGAGGUAAAUUAUGCCCUUCCCGAUGUGCAUUGAGACUGAGGAGGACAGCUAUAUACGAGCUAAUCAGGCAUCAGAUUUGCAUUGCCCAUUUCAUCAUUAUUUCAUCCUCAGGGAUGUUGUGUGGUUUUGAUUGUUACACUGAAAAUCAUCAGCCAAAGAGAGCAACUGCUUUUACAGCAGUCACAGGAACUCUCUCACUACCCUGGUACACUACAGGCAGCAAAACUAAUACACGUUGUAUUUCCUCUCCUCACCACCUCACCUUCCCUCUGGAAUACAGCCUUACUUUGUUUCCCAUUUUUGUUUCAUCAUUCAUGAGUAUGGAGGAUCCUCUGGUCUUUGCAAUGCAGAUUACAAUCCAACAGCCUCUAAUGGAAAGUAUUAGCACCUAACCUCAUGCAGAGGACAUCUCAAACCACCCCAAUAGAAAUAGUUUUAUUUCCUGUAUGCACAUGAACACACAGUAUCUCACCUGCUUUUUUUCUGAUAAGAAAUAGUAAUGACUUUCCUAAUAUUUUGGUGGCAGCUAUUAGAAUAAAUGGAUUAGCAUAAAAUGAACUCUGUAAAAAUAAAUCUUAGUGCCUACAACUUCAUAGAAAAAAAGACAUUACUGAAGUUAGUUUACUGUUACAUUACUACUGAGAAAUCAAUAUGCUGUUAACAGAUUGCUAAACUGGGACAGAGAGCAAUGUCUACUCCAAGGUCAUCCCAUGAAUCUGAUAAGAGUUCACCGUAAAAGCUAAGAAUUUUGGACACUACUCCUUUUCUCUGAAGUGUUUAUUUGCUUUUGACUUCAACAUAAGAGAUACUUACUGGCAUACACAUCAUCUUGUUACAUCUUCAAAGCUCCAACAUGCUUUGGGGCAAAGGGGGAUAUUUGACUAGCCAUUGAUCUUAGAGUGAUUGUCUACAUGCUACCUUUCAGGCUGUUUGUACCACAUGUGCUUAACCCAAAUACUUUUUAUAGUGCAUUCUCUAUUAUCUUUGUCUAAUACUGCAUCUGCUUUUUUCUUUCCAUAAACAGCAACUCUGAAAACUGGAAUGUUUCAGGUUUUCCAAUCCACCUGGCUCAUUAUUGGAUGGGAAGAGGAGAAUUAAAAAAUCCUGGUGUGCUGCAUCUUGGGGAAAAGAGCUUUUGUAUUAUCUAUUUUGGGGCCCAUAAAAGAAUGGUUGGUGUUGAUCCACUUUCACCCUAAGGCAGACAAAUGCCUUCAUGCACAUAGUUGUGAGGGUGGCUGAUAAUGACAACAUUGAUGAACUUUAUAACUAUUAAUUUGCAACUCUGACAUGCAGCUUGCCUACCUGUUACUUUUGUUCAUAAAAAACUUCCAGGAAGUCAGAACCAGGACACGUACAAAGGCCUUUUGUUGCACUUCUUGUGGCAACAAGAACUUUGAUGAGGGUCUUGAUGGCAAUGAUUGCAUACUUCAGGUUGAGCAGGUAGCCCUGAUGGGUGUCUGGUCAUUGCAAUAGCUGUACAACUCAGUUUCCAUGCUUCUCCACAUUUUAACUGAGAAAAAUCCAGCCAGACCUUUGUGAUCCGAUUACUACUGUAAGAGGCAGCACAGAGGAAGCCUGUGCAAACACUCCUCUGCCUGGGCUAAUAUUUACAGCGCUGCACACUGCUCUUUACCGGACUGGUGACAGACAGCAGACACUCACAGCUCAUAUUAACACCUGUACACUACAGAAAUAUUAACCGAAAGUAAACAGCCCUGCAGAACUUAAUGUCCGUAUUCAUAGAAAACCAAACAAAAAGCCUCUUUCAUUUCCUAGCAUGAGUGUUGGUUCCCUAAACAGCUCUGGCUGCUUAUGGUUGAUGAUGGUUCCGAGCCUUGACAGCCAAAGCAGUUGCCUUUAGUUUUCUGCCUCUGUACCUGUAGUAUUUGGCCACUUAUGGUUCAUAUGGUUUUACUCUUUUGUUCCUACAAAGAAAACAUUCAAAUCUGCUCUUGUAUUUUAGCCUCAGAUUCACUCCCAGUGGGAAUAUCAGAGGCUUUUAGGUGUGAUAGAUAAAGAGUCAUAUAGCUCAACAUCUAGACUGCAUCUUCGGUUAAAAUAAUUCCCCUUAAAAAGAGUUAAACAACAAGAAAAAGGAAAAAGCAGAUCUAUGAUAAUGAUCAUUUAAAGGGAGUGAUUAGUAAGCUGAACAAUAGAGCUUCAAUCCAGAGAGACCUUGAGAAACAUGAGGGCUGAAUUAACAGAGAUCUUGCGAAGCUGAGAAAUGAGAAACAGAGCCCUGUAACAGGGCAAAGCUGACCCCAUGAAUCUGUUCUAGCUAGGAAAUGACUGGCUGAGAAACAGCCUCACGGGGAGGACCUAGAGAUUACCACAGACACAAGCAUGCUCUGAUCCUGAAUAAGACAAUCCACUCUGUACUAUAUUAGUAAGAACACAGCCAAAGGACUGAAAGCAAUUAUUUUUAUUUGCUUAGCACUCAUAAGACUACACCUGGAAUGCAGCGUGAAAUUCCCUAACCACAGAGUUCAAGGGGGGUAUGAAGGAACUUGCAGAGGGCUACCAAGAAAGUAGCAUGCAUCUCAAAAAGAAGUAAACUAAACUGUUUUUUUUUGCUUGGCAAAGGGGAGCUUGCUGUCAACCUACAGCUAUAGGAAGGUUCAGACCGGAUACUAAAAAAAUUAUUUUUGCCAGGAAUCUAGAAUCAUCAGUGGCUCUUCCCUUGUCUGUUGAUAUUGUGACAUUGUCAUAGAAGGCUGCUAGGUUGGUUGCAUGGGAAAUGCUGAGUCUCAGCCUGAACCACUGAUUGAGCACCUGGGGAAGGACCCGUCAGCCCUGGGAGCACAGGUGAAGGCAAUUUACCUGUGGGACAGGGAGGGGUGGAGCCUGGCUGCACUUCUCUUAGACCUCACUGAAGAGCAGACCCCCACUGGGGAAGGGUUUCUUUCUGGAGAUUUCUCUUUGGUGGAGCUUUCUCCUGUGGACCUCAAAUCUACUGAUGUGUUUGAGUAAUCUUUUCUUUAUAGUAUCUUUCUGUUGUGCUGGUCGUUCUAUCAUUGUGCUUCUGUUGUAGUACCUUUUGUAUUGCAUUGACCUGUCCAAUUGCUACAUUUGGUCAAGUGGGGUUUGCUUUUGGUGAAGCCAUACUGGUUCUCCCAGAUUGUCUUCCCAUCUUUCAUGUGCCUUAGCAUUGCUUCAUGGAGGAUCUGUUCUGUGAUCUUCCCUGACACAGAGGUGAGAACAACAGGUCAGUAGUUCCUAGGGUUGUUCUUUUAUGCCCUUUUUAAAAUUAGGUGUGAUGUUUCCUUUAUUUCCAGCUACCAGGGACUUCACCUGAUUGCCACAACUUCUCAAGUAAUGUAGAGUGGGCUUGGUGUCUACAUCAGCCAAUUCCCUCUGGACUCUGGGAUGGAUCUCAUUGGGACCUGUAGACUUCUGGAUGUUCAGUUUUCUCAGGUGGUCACAAACCUGAUCUUCAUUUACAGUGGGAGGGACUUUAUUUCCCUGAUCCUUUCCUACUAAACAAAAUAUUUGAGGGUUGCGUGGUGAGCAGUUAUUAGGGAAGUUAGAGGCAAAAAAACUGUUGAGUACCUCAGCCUUGUCUAUUGUUAUCAGCCUGUCUGUGUCACCUGUCUGUGUCUGUGGGGUAUGCUCUCCUGGACUCCUUUUCUGGUUGAGGUACCUGUAGAAGCCUUUCUUGUUCUUUUUGGCAUCUGUUGCCAAGUACACUUCAAGCUGGGCCUUGGCUUUCCUCAUCCCAUCCCUGCACAGCAUAGUUGCUUCCUUAUAUUCUUCCCAUGAUACCUGUUGUUUUCCCUGAUGGUGAAUUUUCUUCUUGCUCUUCAGUUUGCCUAGCAAGAUCCCAGUUCAGCCAUGCUGGUCUCUUGCCUGCCUUUCCUGACUUGCUACACCAGGGGGUGGAGAGGUCCUGUGCCCUGAAGAAAAUCUCCUGAAAGAUCUACCAGCUCUGCUCCACACCCUUGCCCAUGAGGACAGUUUCCAAGCGUGUUUUGUUGAUUAACUCCCUGAAGAGCUGGAACUUAGCUUUCCUAAAGUUUAGCUUCCUAGUUUUACUCUUCACCUGUCUCAUGUCCUUUUUAAGCAUGAACUCAACCAUAGCAUGUGUGGAGCAAAUAAAGGUGAUGACAGAAGUCUUUAUGUGAAAAAUAGGCGCUAUAGGAAAAGGUAUCAAAGAAAAAUUAACUCACCCCUCCCAGUAACAGUUUAGAGAAAGGGGCAAACUGAAGAAUGCACUCUUCUCCCGUUUGUACUCGUGCUGCAGGAGGAAAGGUGGAGGGAAGGGGAACCCGUGCAGACUCAGAUUGCACACGCGUUCCCAGAAGCAUUGCUGAGACAGAAAGGGUAGCUCCACCCCUGCCCCCCCACAAACACACCAGGCAGUCAUGUGUUCAUGUAUUGGUUCAAACUGUAACCUUGGAAUUCUACUACAGUAUGGUUGCUACAGCUCAGGCAGCCUCCAAUCCUGAUGUCAUCAAUCAGCUCAUGUACAUUGGUGGGCAACAGGUCCAGUGUUGCAUCCCCCCUCGUGGGGCUGUCAUUUACUUGACUCAGGAAGUUAUCCUCAUGCAUUCCAGGAGCCUCCUGGAUUGCUUACAGCUUGCUGUGCUACUUUUCCAGCAGAUCUCUGGGUGGUUGAAGUCCUCCAGUAGGAUGGGCACUUGUGAUUGUGGCACCUUGUGUAGCUGGAGGUAGGAAGCCUCAUCAACAAGCUCUGAUUGACCCGGUGGCCUGUAGUAGAUACCAAUCAUAAGACUCCCUUUGCUGCCUCAGUCUGUCACCCAUAGGCUUUCGACUUGCUCGUGACUGUUCAGGUUUUUUUGUUGUUGGUUUUUUUUUGUUUUGUUUUUUUGCAAAAAUGAUGUUGGUGCAAUGCUGGAAUAGGUUAUCUGCAGUUGUCAGAGAUGCAUUGUAUCCUUAAACAUUUUCAAAACCUGUAGGAAAAGCUGUAGCUAACUUUCUUUUGUGUUGGUGGUAGUACUGUCUUAAACAUAUGUUGGACUAGAGACUCUAUGAGGCCCUUCCCACCAACUAGUCAUGGCAAUGGUUAGAGUGCACAUCCUUAAGUGACAGAUUCUAGAGCAACCCAAGUAAUGAGCAGCUCUUAAGAAAACUUGUUUGUAAGAAGAAAGCUAAGAUUUUUCAGGAGAGCAAAGGAGCUCCUUCUGAGAGCACUGUUAUGCUACCUUAGGUCUCCUUAUUUUUUUCUUUUUCCAGAGACAAGAACAUAGAACAAUUAACUUUAAUAAUGUGUUCCACUAGAUUUUGAUUCAAAGUAUCUAAACGGUGUACUGUGAGAUCUACAAAUGCUGGCCUCUUGUUCUGAUCUUGAUAUAUCCAUGCUACAUUGUCAGAGCAGCUGCUUGCUUUGUCUUUCUUUCAAGUGAAGCAAAAUUAACAUGCAGAACUGUGGAUGUGGCAAUGGCAAGACAGAACCAGGAAAAUACUAUAGUGCCUUAGGGGUAGCAGCUGUUCAGAGGCACAUAUAUUGAAUAUUGUUUUAGAUCCCAUUAUCUUUCUGUAACACUAUUUUACUGUUUGUGUAGUUGGCAAGGUACUUAAACAGACAUGAGAAGAAACAAGUGACAGAACAUGUAUUAAAUUCUUUUCCCUUGAUUCCUUAGUAGCCCUACUUCUGCUUUCCAUGAGAAAAUUGGCUGGAUUUCCAUUUGCAUCAAACUAUGAGACAGAGGACUCCCAGGCACCCUAGUAGGAGAGAUCAGUGAUAAUGCUCUGCUGCCACCUUCAUCACCUUCAGCACUGUGUAAGGCAGCACUGGAGGGGGCAGUCUCCAGUGACUUGUAGCAGGGCUUUAUUUUCAAUAAUCCUGCCCCUUUUCACCUCUUUGCUUGUAAAGCAAAUGGGAAUAUGGCAGGGAAGCUGCACAGGGUCUAAUGUUUACUCUACAUCUUAUCAACAGCGUUACGUACUUCAGAGUCUACCAGGAAAGACCUAGGUAUGAGCCACUCCCACAUGGCAGGACUUUGGACUACAGCAGAGCUUUUGUGUCCAGAUGUCUCUACCUGUUCCGACCCUGGCAACAAGGCAUACGGCCUCCUGCUGUGAAUGGGCCAAUGCCAUCACGGCCACUGGUUGCGCUCCUGGAUGGAAGAGAUUGUACUGUGGAGAUGCCCAUCCUGAAGGAUGUUGCUACAGUUGCAUUUUGCGAUGCUCAGUCAACUCAGGAAAUCCAUGAGAAGGUACUGAAUGAGGCAGUAGGAGCUCUGAUGUAUCACACCAUUACCCUGUCUCGUCAGGAUCUGGAGAAAUUCAAAGCCCUCAGGGUCAUUGUGCGUAUUGGCAGUGGCUAUGACAAUGUUGACAUCAAAUCUGCUGCAGAAUUAGGCAUUGCAGUUUGCAACAUCCCUUCCUCCUCAGUUGAGGAGACUGCUGACUCCACCCUUUGCCAUAUUUUGAACCUCUAUCGGCGUGUUACUUGGCUACAUCAGGCUAUGCGGGAGGGGAAUCGAGCCUCAAGUGUAGAGCAGAUUCGAGAAGUGGCUGGAGGUGCUGUGCGUAUCCGUGGGGAGACUUUGGGCAUCAUUGGACUAGGCCGAGUUGGACAGGCAGUGGCUCUGCGAGCCAAGUCCUUUGGCUUCAACGUGAUUUUCUAUGAUCCCUAUCUGCCGGAUGGAGUGGAGCGAUCCUUGGGUUUACAACGAGUAGGAACCCUGCAGGAUCUACUAAUGCACAGCGAUUGCAUCACAUUGCACUGCAGCCUGAAUGAACAUAACCAUCACCUCAUCAAUGACUUCACUAUUAAACAGAUGCGCCAGGGCUGCUUCUUAGUGAACACAGCCCGAGGAGGUCUGGUUGAUGAGAAAGCCUUAGCACAAGCCUUGAAAGAGGGGAGAAUCAGAGGAACGGCCCUGGAUGUACAUGAAUCUGAGCCUUUCAGCUUUGCUCAGGGACCCUUAAAAGAUGCACCCAAUGUGAUCUGCACCCCACACACUGCCUGGUACAGUGAGCAGGCUUCAAUUGAAUCCAGAGAAGAUGCAGCUAAAGAGAUCCGCAGAGCUAUUACAGGUCAUAUUCCUGACGCUUUGAGGAACUGUGUUAAUAAGGAGUAUUUGCUGUUAGCAGCUCAGUGGUCUGGUAUUGAUCCUGCAAGUGUCCACCCAGAACUCAAUGGAGCUGCAGCAUACAGGUUUCCUCCAGGAGUAGUGGGGGUAACCACCCCUGGGCUACCAGAACCACCAGUAGUGGAAGGGAUUGUAGCUCAUGGGAUCCCUUCUGUUUCCCACUCUGCACCGCGUACCCCUUCCCCAGGAGAGACAAGCAAACUGGAUGCAGACAGAGAGAUUCCUGCUGAUCAGUAGCAGCAUCUUUAUCUUCUCUUCUCUGGCAGGAGGAAAAAAAAAAAAAAAAAAAGUAUCUUCUGCUAGGACUUUCUUUAACACCCUGCAGAGACCAUUUCCUGUUAAUGCAGGACAGGACAAUGCAUUUCAUUACUGGCAAACUUUAGGUCUUGCCUUUAUUUUUGUAACCCUUUUAGUUAUAAUCUCUCGGUGAAUCUUUCUCCUUCUCUGGGGCAGGGCAGCAGUGACCUUGCCUCCCCUUGGAAAUACUUGGUUUAACCAGUGUUUUUUUUCCUAUAUGUCUGCCUCAGUUGUCUGUGACAGGGAACUGUUUUAGUGCACUUGAAUAUAGAAGAGGUAAUGCCGCCUGAUCAGGGAUGGCCUUCAGUGUCCCUAACAACAGACUUCAGGGCAUGUUUUUCAGUUGUAGCAGUGUAAGCUCCUUUUGGCUGUACCUCUCAAAGUGUAGACAUGGGGAAUACCAGAAAAAGAUUAAUAAAUUGGAGAAGUUGUGAAUUAUCUGUAUUAUGAUGUCAGUAAAAUGCAACUUCAGCUCUGUGCAUUACCUUGCUUGUUUUAAUUAAGGCUUUCUAUGAGAACGGACAGCACAAGCAGUGCUUGUUCGUGACUGUAAGUUUUGUCUAUGCAGUACUAGGCCUGAAGAUAAAAAUAACAGUUUCAAAGUCAGCCUUGUAAAUAAUUUGAAAUGAAUUUAAAAAGUCAUCAAAUGUGUUCCCAUGGCCGCUGUGUUUGCAAGGCUUUGAAAUAAUUCACCUAUGUGAAUGUACCUCAGAGAAGACGAGAAAAUGCAGAAAUAGGAAAAAAUUGCACUGGGAGACAGCAAGUAGCAAUAAUUUGCAGCUGCGGUUGCUGGUUCCUUGCACACGUGUACCUCAGUCUAAUGACGCUGUUUAUUUGCAGAGUAUAUGAUGUUAAAAUUCUAAGCCGUGUUCUACAGAACUUUGUAGGCACAACUGCACCAAUUAGAAGUAACAGCAGUGCUAGUGACACUAGUCUCUGCUGAUGGAGAAAGCUUUUAAGGCAUGACCAAAUUAGUCUAGUUAGUGUAGCUCUGCUAGCAUAUGUUGCAUCUUCAGUAGAGGGCAGAGUCAAAUUGAGUUUUUUUUUUUAUUUUUACUAUCACAAGGCUUAUUCGUGUGGGAGAAAGGCUGUUCGCAUAGGCUUAUUCAUACAAAGGGGAAGAGAACACAAUUAUGUCAUCACCUGAAGCCAAGGCAGGAUUGUUACUCUGAAGCUUUUUCCUGUUUCUCUGUCCCAGACGAUUGAUUCAUGUAUUUGAGGGGGGGGUGGAGCCUUCAGCAAAACAGAUUCCCCAGCAGAUUUUCUUUAAUUCUAAAUAUUCCUUCCUAUUUCAUGUUGUUACACAAGGUGCUAUACAGGAGAGGCAUACCCUAUGUGUGGUUUUAUCUGCGUUGCUUGAUUCCUUUCGUGUGUCUGUGACUGGGAUCUGAAUAGGUGCGAACAGAUUUGAGGAGCAGGCAAAAUCAUCUGUUUAGGCUGUUUACAGUUGAAGAAGUUGAACAAAGCUUUCAGAGUAGCAAAGGUUUCAGGCUCUUCCCUGUUUUUAUGUUAUUCUCCAACACUGUGUUUAUAUAAUAGCUUACUAUCUAGCUUACUAUUGAUAUGGUGAAGUGAUUCAUUCCUUUCCCCAUAUGUGCCCGCCUGUCUGCACUGCCACCGCCCCUCCAACCACACAAAAACAACAACAACAAAAAAAUGGCAAUUCAAGAAAGAAAAAUAGACAAGAUGUAAGCUUCAGGUGUUCCUUUGCAGAUUUAACAUAUUUUAAAUGUUCAGCAUUAGUGAGAUAUUUGUUCUUUAGUGUCGAGUGUCUUUUUUUUGAUAAGGUAUUUGUAUUAGUGAAGGUUGGCUUCUGUGUUUCAUGGAUGAUGCUGAUUCUAAUUAAAAUCCAUAUACCUCCUUGGCUGCUCAGGUUUACCAGGUCAGACUGGGACUGGUGUUAGGCACAAGUUACAGGAGAAUUCUUCUGAAUGAAAGCUUAGAGCUCAGAAGCACUUCAGUUUGAGCUAUACCUAAAAUAACCAGCAGCUCUUUUCUGAUUUCUGUAAUUUUCAGGUAACCUACAUUUUGCAAACUGUUAACUCAGAAAGCUGUUCUUCUGACAGACAAAUGGGGGGGAAAUGUUUCAUUCAGGGACUGAGAGCUGAUCUGUCUAUUACUGCAUUAGGGAAGCAGUCUGUCCAUAACUACAGUUUCCUUAUUUGCUGUUAAAAAUUCCUUCUCUGCAUAGAGGUUCAUGUCUGCAGAUUAUUUUAUGGUGAUUCUAGUUAUGACCUUAGUGAGUACAGAGAAUCAGAGUACAUUCAUCUUCUCUAUUUUAGAGCACAAUGCAAGGUAGAUGUUUUUCAUUAAAGGCAGCAUAUCUAUCUAUCCACCUAUAUUUUUAAGGUCAGUCAGGCAGCUCUGUGCACUCUGAAGAAGAGUGGGAAGAUCUCAUUUAGGGGACAUUUUGAGUUUCUCAUUUUAUUUGGUGACUAGUAAAUGUAGGAGUAACUAAAAUGAUGUUGUAAGAAAUACUUCAUUAUGGGUACUGAGGAGUUGAAGCUGACAGCACUGGUGACUGUAUUUGUGAAUCUAGGCAUCCCUUCUCUCCUCUUAUGGGUGUAAUGUGACAGCAAUAGUGGCUCUGCUUUAUCCAACACCAUGCAGAAUGACUGGAUGCGAAGGCAACUUUUCCCUUGAUGAGAGCCUCAGCAGAAAAUGCCGAGGUAAAAAUUGAACAGAACCUUGACCAUGACCUCAGUGAAGGGCUCUCUUUGUGCUUGUAGAAUUACUCUGCUUGUAUGCCAUUUUUACCUCUGUGUGUAGACUAAACUUGCCAUCACCAGACCAAAGGCUGUUCUGAGCAGACAGCUCAUAGAAAGAAUGACCAGUACUGAAGUAUAGUGUGGUCUUCUCCAUCCCAUGAGUGCCAAGUCCUUUCAACAGCACCCUCUCAUGUGUGAUAAACUGACUCACAGCUCCUCCUCUUAACUUUAGUGCAGUAUACAAAAGUGGAAGGAUUUUUUUUUUUCCUCUUAAAAUACCUUCGUUCAGAAUUAGUGCAGAGCUUUAUUUCCAAAGAACAGAAGUUUCCUAGGGUGAGGCAGGAGUACCCUACCUUCACUAACCUGCUUACAGGAGGUGCUUAUACUGUCCCAAGGUACAUUCUGUUUGUCAGGGUCACUGCUGCUGACCAGCUUUUUUAUAGAGGACUCAGAGUUUCAGAAAUAUAUUUUUGUAGACAAUAACUAAACUGUGAAACAUUGAAAUAAAGCAUGUAAAACAAAAGCUUACAGCACUGUCCUCUGUACAGAUGUUUCUUUCACUUCAGUUCUCUCCUGACUUAUUAGAUAAUGUUUGACUACUUCUUGGAUAUAUUUUAAUAAACUUCUCCAAAGAAUGUG
Molecule: messenger RNA, 13580 nt
Organism: Gallus gallus (chicken)
Lineage: Eukaryota; Metazoa; Chordata; Aves; Galliformes; Phasianidae
Gene: CTBPL
Product: C-terminal binding protein-like
Exons: 9
Coding region: 8749-10173 (474 amino acids)
Molecular function (GO): transcription corepressor activity; NAD binding; oxidoreductase activity, acting on the CH-OH group of donors, NAD or NADP as acceptor
Source: RefSeq, a predicted model, not a curated record